Messenger RNA from Pieris macdunnoughi, 2115 nucleotides. The record is from the annotation of a GenBank genome assembly. NCBI's taxonomy places the organism in Eukaryota, Metazoa, Arthropoda, Insecta, Lepidoptera, Pieridae.
AUGUUUUCAAAGGCUAAAAGAUUUGAACCAAUUGCUCCUGUGAAGAAUCAACACAAGUUGGUACCACCAAAAGAAGAAAAAGUAGUCAAGAAAUCUGUAACCCUCAAGCCCAAAGUAACACCACUUUCUACACCUAAGAAACAUUCAGACACUCAUUCACAAUGUAGCUCUGUACAGAGCCUUAAAUCAUUUGUGACUCCAAAACCCUUAAAGUCAGUGAUAAAAAGUACAAGUACUCAAAAAAUAAGUGCAUUGCCUAAAUCAACUGCCAAAAAAGUAACUACAGUGUCUCAUUCUCCUAACAACCUAACGCUCCAAGAUGAUCUUAUAAAGGCCCAUGAAGCUGAAAUAAGAAACAAAGAUUACACCAUUUUAGAAUACAAUAAACAAAUUGAAGAUCUAAAAAUUCAAACUGCCAGUUUGAAAAAAGUCAUUAAACAAGUGUCUAAUGGAGAUAUUAAUAUAGAAUCACUAAUUAAAAACUUCAAUGAUUGUACUUUGCAAAAUGAAGAGAAAAGUAAUUCUACAGAUGAUUUAAAAAAUCAAAUUUAUGAAUUAGAACAACAAUGUAGUUUAUUAGGCCAUGAAGUGAAUCAUAAACAAAUAGAACUAGCAUCUCUCGAGGAAUUAAUAACUAUAAGAGAUAGCUUGUGCUCCGAUCUACAAAAGAAACUUUCUGAUACAGAAUCAUGUUUAGAGGAGACAAAACAAAGAUUAGAAAUGGUUAAGGGGCAUCAUGCCCUAGCCCUGGAAGCAAAUGAAAGUAUUAGAAGGGAAUAUAAACUUGAAUUAGAGACACUCAAAGCCAAAAUAGAUGAAGAAAAACAAAGUAUAAUUAGCAAAUGCAAAGCGGACCAGGAAAACACAAAAAAUAAAUUUAAUAUAGCCAUAGAGACUAUCAAAAAUGAAUUGGCAAAGGAGAAAGAUGAGAAAAUUUAUGAAUUGACAAAUAAAUUAUUUGAUAAAGAGAAAGAAAUGAAGGCUAAACUGGAACAAAUUGAUGAGGCUACUCGAGAAAAGUUAAAAUUGUGUGAAAUACAGUUCGAGGAGCGCACCAGCAACAUUCAAGAGUCUCUGGAGCAACAACAGAAGGAGCUGUACGAAUUGCAUGAUGAAGCUAAAAAUCUUAAAGCUAAUUUAACUGCGACUGAAGAGAAAUGCAAUGCAUUACAAAAAGAGUUAGACAAAAUAAAAGACGAAAAUGAAACAAUGAAUAACGAAAAAUUAAAAGCAGUCCGAGAAUUGGACGAACUGAGAGAAGAGAACAAAUUGAAAACAAUAGAAUUUGAAAAUGAAAUCAAUAGGUUGACAGUCGACGUAGACAAAGCUGUGAAGGAGAAGAGUAAAUUUGAACUAUCGUUAUCCGUGACGCGCGACAUUGUCCAAGUGCUGACCAUGCGUCUACGGGAGUCUGACAACGAAUUGGAGCAUUUGGAAAAUCAGGUUCAGUCAUUGACAAAUUCAAAGGAAGUCUUGGAAGAGGAACUGACAUCGUAUAAAAAUACUCUAAACAAUGCGGUGAUGGAAUGCAACGAGUACAAAGAAGCAUUAGUCAACAUAUUGAAAUCCAAAGCGGCUCUUGCCAAAGAGCAUAAUCGUAUCAUGGAACACAACGUGACCCUGAUUGAGAGUUUGCAGAAUGUGGAAAAGGAGGCCUAUCGUGAAUUGGGCUCUAUCAAGAGUGAAUUGAUUGAAGAUGUCGAACUGAUCAAGAAGGAAUCCAAUUCACAAAUCAAAUUGCUUCGUGAUGAGGUGGAAAAGAAGCGUAUGCUCUGCGAGCUGGCGACGGAGCACGCCGGUCAGGCGAGCGCGGCCGCCGAACAGUCCCGACUUUUGUUGGGUCAAGCGGCCUCCGAGAUCACCCGCCUCGAGAACGAAAACCAUUGUCUUCAGCAACAGAUUCAAGAUCAACAAUCACUGGUGGUCGAACUCUCCCUUCUUCGCCAAGAAAACGAAGAGUUAACGAUGAAUAUCGCGAAGCAGACGUCUUUACUCGACAAAAUGAAGAAGGACGCGGAAGUCAAACCCAAGUCGCCCUUGGCCAUUCGCAAAUCGCAGAAAAUUGGCAAAGAAAAUGUUCAAAUUAUUUCUCCACUUAGAGAGAGAAAUCAUUAA